UUAAUUUUAACGUUUUCCACAUAGACUUGGCUUUUCGGUGGUUACAAGAAUCCUGCACCCACCACACCUCACCUAGUUCGGUGGCGUCUUGCUCUAUUCUAACGCAAGGCAAAGAUUAAGAUCUGGUUGGGAAAUUGGUGUGGAAAGAGUACGGAUCUCGCAGUUUCUUGGUCCAUCGGGGUAUACUUUGUUUUUGCGAUGGGUUGGAGAUACAACGCUGGCUUGUUCCUCAUAGCCACUGUCGUUGUUAUUUGGGUUACCUCCGCUGAAGUUACCCAGGAUAUUUUUACAGAUUAUAAGCAGCCGUUUGCAGUGACAUAUCUUGGAGCUUCUCUUAUGGUAGUUUACCUCCCAAUAGCAUUCAUUAAGGACUGGUUCUGUAACUUACUUAAAUCCCGCUCCUCUAAAAGUGGUAAAAAUGCAGAGUGCGUGGAUGAGUUUUCUGUCAGGAUUAGCUCUCCUCUCAAAAGCAAUGGAGUGCAGAAAAACUUUGAACUAGAACUGGGGAGUGUAAAUCGAAAAGAUAGUGAUUUAGACCUUGCGACACUUUCAGAAGUAAAGCCAUUGGUAGCUAAAUAUAAUGAUAAUACUAAUGUCCUAAAGGUGGAGAAAGAACUUACUGCGAAGGAAAUUGCUUCUUAUGGGUUUUACAUUGCACCUAUCUGGUUUAUAACAGAGUAUCUAUCAAAUGCUGCCCUUGCACGAACAAGUGUUGCAAGUACAACAGUAUUAUCAUCAACUUCGGGACUUUUCACACUUUUUAUUGGUGCAUUUAUGGGUCAAGACACUUUAAAUGUAGCAAAAGUAGUUGCUGUCUUAGUCAGCAUGGCUGGGGUUGUCAUGACAACAAUGGGGAAAACUUGGGCUGCGGAUGAAUCUCAAUUAAGUGAUGCCAAUGGAAAACACUCUUUGGUUGGCGAUCUUUUUGGAAUUCUCUCAGCUAUGUCAUAUGGCCUAUUUACAGUUCUUCUUAAGAAAUUUUCUGGUGAAGGAGAAAGGGUUGAUGUGCAAAAGCUGUUUGGGUAUAUUGGAUUGUUUACCCUAGUAGCACUGUGGUGGCUUGUUUGGCCAUUGAUGGCCUUAGGAAUUGAACCCAAAUUCAGCAUUCCCCACUCUGCUAAACUGGACGAAGUGGUUCUUGCAAAUGGAUUUAUUGGAAGCGUACUCUCAGAUUACUUCUGGGCACUUUGCGUUGUAUGGACUACUCCCCUUGUGGCCACUUUGGGUAUGUCACUCACCAUUCCUCUGGCAAUGGUGGCUGACAUGGUAAUUCAUGGUCGACAUUAUUCAGCAGUAUACAUUCUUGGCUCAGCUCAGGUAUUUGCAGGCUUUGUAAUAGCUAAUCUUUCAGACAGGUUGACGAAGAAGUUGGGAUUGUAGCAUAUUGUUUUCUUUGUUAAUUUUUUCCAUAGUUGAUUCUUUGUUCGGUCCAUCAUCCGUCCUUUGUUCUGAUAGGGUGCUGUACCACAAGACAAUGUAUAUCAUAAAUCAAUGCGCUGAAUGGGUGCUGUAAUUUUUUUGUGUAUAUGAUUCUAGGGUGAAGUUCAUGUUGUUUACACUAUAGGUUGACGUAUUACUAGCCACGGAUCAAAUGAAUGUAAUGAAGCCUUUUUUUCCAUUUCUGUAUGCAAUUUAUUUUUUCUCCGUGUAA
Vigna unguiculata (cowpea) is the source of this 1651-nucleotide messenger RNA. Its product is annotated as EamA-like transporter family. The record is from RefSeq and is a predicted model, not a curated record. NCBI's taxonomy places the organism in Eukaryota, Viridiplantae, Streptophyta, Magnoliopsida, Fabales, Fabaceae. Gene Ontology annotation, cellular component: membrane.